Messenger RNA from Ectocarpus sp. CCAP 1310/34, 869 nucleotides. NCBI's taxonomy places the organism in Eukaryota, Phaeophyceae, Ectocarpales, Ectocarpaceae. The record is from the annotation of a GenBank genome assembly.
AUGUACACGGCCCUAGGUGGUGACGAGCUGAUUGGGCUCGUUGACCCUUCGGCACGAGAAUUUCACACCAAGAACCCCAAGUGCGACGAGGGAGAAAGCGAGGAACCGACUGGGAAGGACAGCAACGAGAGCGUGUACGAAGCGGAGCGGGUCGAGUUUGGUCGUGCUAGAACUGGCCACAGCGGCACCGGAGCAGCGGCACCGGAGCAGCGGCACCGGAGCAGCAGAACCGGAGCAGGCGGAGGGCAUCGAACCGUGGCGCACGGACAAACAUCAUCUCUUGUAUUGUCAAAGAUGGCGCGGAUAACCCGGGUGCCUUAAUUGUGUACCUGCAUCGUGGAAGACCCCUUCAAUGUGGAACGAUUCCUAGUCAGUCAGUGUCGAUGAUUACACUGCUGUGCCUAACACAGAUGAUCUGGAUAGACUCGGGUGAUUGUCAAUUGCAAUGAUGGCUAUGGUUGGGCGUUCUUCUUCAUUCAUGGUAUGUCCACGGGCUCAUUCUGACAGCACGUCACACAGCAGCUCCAUGCCCCGAGCUUGUGUACCAUGCGCCAUGGAUGGUGUGAUUAUUGUACAGAGAGCACUUCAGACAGCAGUAGUACGCUGUAGUCGACAUUCAUUUUGGUUGAAUGCGGGACAACAAGGGGGGUGAUGCUGCUGCUGCUGUAGUCGAUUUAUUUGUAGUGUGUGGGCGUGUAGUUCUUCAGUUGUGAGCACGCAAACGUGCUGCAGGGAUUGCAGGUGUACCUCCUUGGGCUUGCGUACCCUUUCCUUGCUAAUAGUGUGUGUGUUCUUCAGAUCUUCUGAUGGCUCUAGCAUUUUUGUGACCACGGACCGAGUCUUUGCUAGAUUUUGGGAUUAGCAACUGA